Messenger RNA from Aspergillus caelatus, 1419 nucleotides. RefSeq lists its product as uncharacterized. The record is from RefSeq and is a predicted model, not a curated record. The transcript has 5 exons. NCBI's taxonomy places the organism in Eukaryota, Fungi, Ascomycota, Eurotiomycetes, Eurotiales, Aspergillaceae. Bases 1 to 1419 code for a protein of 472 amino acids.
AUGGUGGCAUGCCUUGAACAUACCAAUCAGAGUCCAGACGAGGCAACUGUAUUCUCCUUGCUUUAUGGCUAUCCCCUGGUUUCUUAUGCCACAUUCGCCCUCCGAACGUUGGGAAAGCUGAAUUCAACCAAUAGCUUUUUUCAUUUGCGAGAGCUGACGACACCUGAAACUACAGCUGUGGUGCGACCCAAUGUCGACACGCUGUACUCCGCGGCUAUCAUUGACCUGUCACAUCACGAUCUCAUUCUGGAUGUUCCAGUUGUUGAUGAGCGGUUCUGGGUAUUUCCUUUCUAUGACGUGUACGGCAACAACUAUGCAAACAUCGGUAACGUCUAUAAUAGCUCUGCCGGCAAGUACCGAUUGCGUUAUUCGCCGAACAGUAACGAAACAGUUGGGGUACAGCUUUGCGACGAGACGCAAUCUGAGGAGUACGAGGACUGUAGAGGUCUUAGAGGGUGGGUCAAUGCACCUACUCCUUAUGGUGGUAUUCUUGCCCGACUUGUCGUUAAGAACAACGGAACGGACAUCGACAAGAUACAUGCUAUCCAAGACCAGAUGCAGAUUUCUACGAUACAGAGGAAGCGUGCUCAGAAUAUCCCGCAGUUAACGGUUCCUAUGCUGAACUCAUCGCUUUCUUCGGACCCUGCCACCCGAAUUAUGCAGAUGACAGCACGCUUCGCACCGCACAACCCGCCGCGCAACAUUUCCGACCUUGCUAGAGUGAACCGCAACCUCAACGCAGCCGGUAUCCGGGGUGGCGUCUACAGGCCCCAAGUUCGAAACCUCACAGCGGCCGCCGUCACGGCAGCCUCUGCUGUUUCGAAAGCCUUUGCUCUUCCUGCCAAUCAUAUUGACCUGGAAAACAAUUGGCGAUCAGUCUCUGGUACCGCACAGGGUGACUACAAUACGAACUAUGAGAUGCGAGCGUUUGUGACUAAUUGGGCAUAUCUUAUCGUGGAUGCAACUGUGGCCUUGUAUCCAAUGUAUGGCCCGACGGCAAGUAGUUCGGUUUUCGAAUUGGGCGCCAACGAGGCAUACGUCUUCACCUUCAGCAGGAAGCCUCCGCUCGCUAAAAAUGGCUUCUGGAGUCUGACAUUAUAUAACGCGGACAAGUUUCUCAUUAAAAAUCCACUGGAUCGGUCCUCUCUUGGUGAUCGAUCGAACCUCACUUACGCAGAUGGCAUACCUGUGUAUGGGGACGAUGAUCGGGAUGAGUCUUUCCAAAUUCUCAUCCAGCCAGCCGACAUCGAACCACCUUCCAAUUGGACAUCUAAUUGGUUACCGGGACCAUCUGGUGGGGGGCAAAUUGACAUAAACCUUCGCUUUUAUGGGCCGGACGAAGAACUGCAGAACGGUUCCUGGGAAUACCCAGUAGUGACGAAGCAGCAGGCGGUCUCCAGUACUGGUGCUCAGAAAUAG